This is a messenger RNA of Didymodactylos carnosus, 1158 nucleotides long. NCBI's taxonomy places the organism in Eukaryota, Metazoa, Rotifera, Eurotatoria, Philodinida, Philodinidae. The record is from the annotation of a GenBank genome assembly.
AUGGAAAAUCCAAAUGAAAGUAUAGAAAAAUUGUUCAAUGCUCCUCUACAAAUCAAUAGUCAACAUUUAAUCGAUUCAGCUGAUUAUCAUACAAACCUUCAUCUUAAUUAUCAACAUCAACUUCUUCUACAGCAACAUCAAGAUCAUCAACAAAAUCAGUUUUUACAUCAUCAUUCUCAUCAUUAUUUAUCACAACACCAUUCUCUACUAAACAAUCUUCCAACAUAUGGAUCUUAUGAUGCCUCAUCUCCAUCACCACUUAUGGAGGAGAAAUCAGAUGUCAAAUAUGAACCGAAUACGAUCGUAUACGAUAUGUUUGAACUGGACACCGAUGUUGAGAAAAGGAAACUUGCUAACUCGGAUUUGUACUUUUUAGCUAAUGAUACAAAUAUUAAUAACAAUUCACCAUUAGACGAACACAGUGCAGAAGAAUCGGACGAUAAAAAGAAACGUCAACGUCGUCAACGUACACAUUUUUCUAGUCAACAAUUACAACAAUUAGAAGCAACAUUUUCAUGUAAUAGAUAUCCUGAUUUAGCUACAAGAGAAGAUAUUGCUGCGUUAACAAAUUUAACCGAAGCUAAAGUUCGCGUUUGGUUCAAAAAUCGUCGUGCUAAAUGGCGUAAACGUGAACGAAACAUGGAUCAUUUAAGAAGUUUUUCUCAUAUAAAUGGUCUUGUACAACCAUUUGAUGUUUAUCAGUCAGCUUAUUCUGUUAAUUAUCCCUCACAUUGGGAUACACAAUCAACAAACAAUAAAUCGCCCAGUCCAACUACUACAAAAUCGACUUCGUCCUCAUCGUCUACUCAUACAACACCCUCAUUUACUCAUUGGCCACUACCUCCUGUAAACUCUUUAACACAACCUUUAAUGACUCAUCACACACCCUCAUCUUCCUCUCUAUCACCACCCUAUUCUUAUACAUCAUCUAUACCUCCUCUAUAUUCAACAUCAAGCUAUUAUCCGUCAACGGUAUCUGUUCAAAAUAAUUCCUAUACAAAUUAUAUUCAAAACGAUUUACAUCCAUUAACACAAGUUUUAAAAAAUAAAGCAAAACAAAAUGGUUCAAGUUUUCAAAUAUAUGGAACACAAACAAACAUUACGAAUAAUAUUUAUCCAUCGCCACAUUAUUCAAAUAAUCCGUUAUUCGAAACUUAA